Talpa occidentalis (Iberian mole) is the source of this 2218-nucleotide messenger RNA. RefSeq names its product F-box protein 31 (gene FBXO31). Bases 1 to 1563 code for a protein of 520 amino acids. Gene Ontology annotation, molecular function: protein binding. The transcript is spliced from 9 exons. The record is from RefSeq and is a predicted model, not a curated record. Lineage: Eukaryota; Metazoa; Chordata; Mammalia; Eulipotyphla; Talpidae.
AUGGCGGUGUGCGCGCGGCUCUGCGGCGUGGGCCCGGCGCGGGGGUGCCGGCGGCGCCAGCAGCGCGGGGACCCGGCCGAGGCGGCGGCGGCCGACAGCGGGGCGGACACCGACCCCGAGGAGGAGCGCAUCGAGGCGGCGCGCGCGGGGGCCGGCGCGGGGGCCGGGGCGGCCGCGGGCCCCGCGCCGCCCCCGCGCCGCUCGCUGCUGGAGCUGCCGCCCGAGCUGCUCGUGGAGAUCUUCGCGGCGCUGCCCGGCACCGACCUGCCCAGCCUGGCGCGCGUGUGCUCGCGCUUCCGCCGCAUCCUGCACACCGACACCAUCUGGCGGCGGCGCUGCCGCGAGGAGUACGGUGUCUGCGAGAACCUGCGGAAGCUGGAGAUCGCCGGCGUGUCCUGCCGAGACGUCUAUGCCAAGCUGCUGCACCGCUACAGACACAUCCUGGGGCUGUGGCAGCCGGACAUCGGGCCGUAUGGAGGGCUGCUGAACGUGGUGGUGGAUGGCUUGUUCAUUAUCGGCUGGAUGUACCUGCCGCCCCACGACCCUCACGUGGACGACCCCAUGCGCUUCAAGCCUCUGUUUAGGAUCCACCUGAUGGAGAGGAAGUCCGCCACGGUGGAGUGCAUGUACGGCCACCGCGGGCCGCACAACGGCCACAUCCAGAUCGUGAAGAAGGACGAGUUCUCCACCAAGUGCAACCAGACGGACCACCACAGGAUGCCUGGCGGGAGGCAGGAGGAGUUCCGGACAUGGCUGCGGGAAGAGUGGGGGCGCACGCUGGAGGACAUCUUCCACGAGCACAUGCAGGAGCUGAUCCUGAUGAAGUUCAUCUACACCAGUCAGUACGACAACUGCCUGACCUACCGCCGCAUCUACCUUCCGCCCAGCCACCCUGACGACCUCAUCAGGCCCGGCCUCUUCAAAGGCACCUACGGCAGCCACGGCCUGGAGAUCGUCAUGCUCAGCUUCCACGGGCGGCGGGCCCGGGGCACCAAGAUCACGGGUGACCCCAACAUCCCCGCCGGGCAGCAGACCGUGGAGAUCGACCUGGCCCGCCGCAUCCAGCUGCCGGACGUGGAGAACCUGCGCAGCUUCAACGAGCUGUCCCGCAUCGUGCUGGAGGCGCGGGAGCAGGCGCGGCAGGAGCAGCAGCAGGAGGAGGCCGGGCCCCAGGAUGGCGAGGGCCGGGGCACUGCCCAGCCCGGCGCGGAGCUGCUCGCCAAGAAGGACGAAGCGGCUGCGGCCGAACAGCCGGCCCAGUCUGGGCAGGGGCUGCCUUUCGUGCUGCCUGGGGGCGUGAGCUCGAGGAAUGAGGACUACCCCCGCACCUACAGGGCCUGUUUCUAUGGCACAGGCCUCAUCGCCGGGCACGGCUUCACCAGCCCUGAGCGCACGCCCGGGGUCUUCAUCCUGUUCGAUGAGGACCGCUUUGGCUUCAUCUGGCUGGAGCUCAAGUCCUUCAGCCUGUACAGCAGGGUCCAGGCCAGCUUCCGGAACGCGGCCGCGCCGUCCCCGCAGGCCUUCGAGGAGAUGCUCAAGAACAUUCAGUCCCUCACCUCCUGAUGGCCCGGGCCUGCGGGCCAGAGCAGCAUGCACUUUGGAGACUGACCAGACCCCCCUGUGGGCAGCUGCGGCCCCGCCGCGGCGCGGUGGAGACGGACAGCGUGUCUCUCACACGGGACCAGGCCAGGCCCGUCGGGACCGGCCGUGGCUGUGUCCGUGAUCGAGUAGCAGAUGCUGGGUCUGUCCUUGACUGGUGGCGUUUGUCCGGCAAACAAAACCCUCUUUUAGGGAAGUUCAUGUUGUGCUAGAGUCUUGCUGUGGCCUGAGGAGAAAGGGGUGUGCGCGCGGUGUGCGUGUGGCUGUGUGCCUGUGUACACACGUCUGUGUGUGUGGCUGCGUGCUCAUGUGCGUGCGUGUGUCCGCAUGUGCCGGCUGCACGGUCCACUUUCCGGGGUCCAGGGUCAGUGACCGGCGGGUGGAGAGGGAGCUCCCAGGAGCCGGGGGUGCUGGACUUGGGUCCCCGCCUGAACCCUGCUCCCUACCCGCCCACUUGGAAUCUGGAGCAAGUGCUGCACCCGGCCUGAGAUCGCCGCCGAGGCGGGGGACACAGGUCGGUGCAGGCCUGGAGCGGGGACGCCGCAGCAUUAGAGCCAGACCUUGCACGGCCGUCCCGCCCCUACCCUGCCCUCGGCCGGCCAGAGCCGCGUGGUCCGUC